Saprolegnia diclina VS20 is the source of this 2935-nucleotide messenger RNA. RefSeq lists its product as hypothetical. Bases 50 to 2935 code for a protein of 961 amino acids. NCBI's taxonomy places the organism in Eukaryota, Oomycota, Saprolegniomycetes, Saprolegniales, Saprolegniaceae. Gene Ontology annotation, molecular function: ABC-type transporter activity; ATP hydrolysis activity; ATP binding. Gene Ontology annotation, cellular component: membrane. The transcript has 7 exons. The record is from RefSeq and is a predicted model, not a curated record.
CUUUGAAUAGAUAUCGGUUGAGCAGCCAUUGCGCGUUUUUUGCCAGGGAAUGGACAACGUCGAGGUCGGCGCCAAGGCCAAGAAGGCCGAGGUCCUGCCCGUCUGCGUGCGGCGCGCGUCCUUUGCCGCCUUGCCCGAAAUACCUGCGAUCAACGGCACAAUCCCGCGCGUGCGCACCGACAUGAACUUCAAGGGGCUCCAAGACCCGUACUCGGCGUGCCACUCAGUGCUCACGAGCUCGCUCAACGCUGCGAGCAUCGACACGAUGCUGAGCGGCGGCCUCAAAAAGUUUUUUGAAAAGUACAACAAGCUCGCCGAGACGACCAACUUGCAGCUCCAGACGCCCGAAAUUCGGUUCACGAACCUCGCGUUCUCGGCGCAGUCGAGUGCCAACUCGCUUGCGUCUGGCACGGUUGGCAGCUACCUCCGGCAGCUCUUCUUCCCAUUCUGCUGCAAGCCGCCAAGCGUCGAGAAGACAGUGCUGCACCCGAUGUCGGGCGUCAUUCCACCGGGCAGCAUGACCUUGCUGCUGGCGAGUCCGGGCUCGGGCAAGACUUCGUUCCUCAAGGCGCUCGCCAACAAACUCCCAACCAAAAACACAAACAUCGGCGGCAGCGUGACCUACAGCGGCCUGACGUGCGACCAGAUCGACCUCCGCAAGCUCCUUGGGCUCGUCGACCAGCGCGACAACCACAUCGCGACCAUGACGGUGCGCGAGACACUCAAGUUUGCGGACCUUUGCCUCAACGGCCGCCCAAAAAAGAAGUCGGGGUCGCAGUCUCCGACCAAGGCCGAGGAAAAAAUGGCCGACGUGGCGAAUCUGCGCACGGACCUCUACCUGCACAUCCUCGGUCUCUCCAACUGCGCCGACACGAUCGUCGGCGACGACAUGCUGCGGGGUGUGAGCGGCGGGGAGCGCAAGCGCGUGACUGUGGGUGAGAUGCUCGUCGGCGGGCAAAGCAUUUUCCUCUGCGACGAGAUCAGCACGGGCCUCGACUCGGCGGCCACCUUUGACAUUGUCAACGCACUCAGAACGUGGACCAAGUCAUUGGGCGGCAGCUGCAUUGUGGCCCUGCUGCAGCCACCCCCCGAGGUCGUCGAGCUUUUUGACGACAUCUUGAUGCUCUCGGACGGACACCUGGUGUACCACGGUCCGCGGACGUCGACAAUGCCGUACUUUCAGUCGCUCGGGUUUGUGUGCCCAGCGCGCACCGACCCGUCCAUCUUCAUGCUGGAAGUCGUCGCGGGCAGCGGUACCAAGUACUUCAACCCUGAGCACCCGACACCGGCGCCGACGACGUCCGAGGCGUUCGGGGAGGCGUUCGCAGCGUCGCCGAUGCACGCGGCGGUGCGCAUGUGGCUCAAGAACAGCAGCCUGCAGUACGACGUGACGAGCGUCAAGCGCCUCGCGUUUCUAGCGCGCCGAACGACGCGGUUUAGCCUCGCGUUCUGGGACAGCACCAAGCUGCUCAUGGCGCGCCAAGUGGUCUUUUGGAUCCGCGACAAGGAGCUGCUCUACGGCAAGUUUAUCGAGUCGUGCGUCGAGGGCUUGCUCCUCGGCAUCAUCUACCUCAACUGCGACGCGUCCUUGUAUCUGCGCAUGCUUUUCUUCACGAUUGCCAUUUUUCUGCGCCACGCGUGGCAGCGCAUUACGAUCUCGCUCGCCGUGCGCAACGUGUUUUACAAGCAGCGGUCGCGCAAUUUCUUCCGAACGUCGUCGUAUGCGAUCGCCGAGGCCGUCGUCCAGAUCCCCAUCAACCUCGUCGUCGCGGUCGUCCUCGGCACCAUCUUUUACUUUAUGAGCGGCCUGGCGCACGAGACGUCCGUGUACUUCACGUACCUCGCGAUCCUCGUGAUCUUCCAGCACGUCAUUGCGGCGUACUUCACGCUCCUGAGCUCGAUCGCGCCGACGAUCUCCAUUGCGCAGUCGUUCGCCGCCUGCUCGAUAGUGUUUUUCGUUCUUUUUUCGGGCAACAUUGUGCUCUACGAUCUCAUUCCAACUUAUUGGCGCUGGAUGUACUGGUGCAACCCGCUCACGUGGGCGCUCCGCUCCAUCAUGCUCAACGAGUACAGCAGCACACGCUACUCGCCGGACGAACGCGCUGACAACCUCGACAUGUUUGAGAUCCACCAAGACAACGCGUACAUUGGGUACGGCCUCCUCCUUCUCUUUGGCUACUACCUGUUUUUUACGACGCUGAACGCCCUCGCGCUGCACUUUAUUCGGUUUGAUACGCAAGUGCGCGGGACGGCGCCCCCCAUGGUGCCCAAAGCCGGCUCGGCGACCGCGCUCACGAUCGACACCACGCCGACGCAGCUCCCGUUCUAUCCCGCGCGCAUUGCCGUCCGCGACUUGGACUACUUUGUGAAGAUGCCGUCGGGCGACGAGCGACAGCUACUGCAGCACAUCACGGCGUCGUUUGAGCCGGGCACGAUGACCGCGCUCAUGGGGUCGUCCGGCGCGGGCAAGACGACCUUCAUGGAUGUUCUCGCGGGUCGCAAGACUGGUGGCCGCAUCGCCGGCGACGUCUUCAUCAACGGCGAGCCAAAGAACCCCGCGACCUUUAGCUGCAUCGCCAGCUACUGCGAGCAGAUGGACAUCCACUCGGAGAAGUCGACGAUCCGCGAGGCGCUCGAGUUUUCAGCGUUUCUGCGGCUGCCGCAGACGUUCGAGUUGGAUGCCAAGCUCAGCUUGGUGCGCGAGACAUUGACGCUCCUCGAGCUCGACAAGAUCGCCCACGAACGCGUUCUGAACCUCAGCGUCGAACAGAAGAAGCGCGUCACGAUCGGUGUCGAGGUCGUCGCCAACCCGAGCAUCUUGUUUUUGGACGAACCUACCUCGGGGUUGGACGCUCGCUCAGCGCAGUUUGUCAUGCGCGGUGUCCAGUCGAUCGCACGCACGGGCCGCACGUAUCCAGAUCUUCGAGCUCUUUGA